UAUCAAGGUUUAUGGGAAGGAGGCAUUUUCUGGUAACCCCGAGGGCGUGGUGAAUGGGAAAUGGGGCGCGUGGUCGUCUAUGACUGAGUGUAACCGGCAAUGUGGCGGGGGAAAGCAGUACAGAGUUAGAGAUUGUGACUCCCCAGCUCCUGCAAAUGGUGGUGAAGAUUGUUCCGGAGAAAAAUAUGAUAUAACAACUUGCAACGAGGAUCAAUGUCCAUUUGUUAAUGGUGGAUGGAGUGGCUGGCAAGAAUGGUCAAACUGCUCGGUCCAAUGUGGAGAUGGAGUUCAAGUCAGAUUUAGAACUUGUGAUAAUCCAAUUCCACUUGGUGGUGG
Molecule: messenger RNA, 336 nt
Organism: Owenia fusiformis
Lineage: Eukaryota; Metazoa; Annelida; Polychaeta; Sabellida; Oweniidae
Source: the annotation of a GenBank genome assembly